Molecule: messenger RNA, 454 nt
Organism: Linum tenue
Lineage: Eukaryota; Viridiplantae; Streptophyta; Magnoliopsida; Malpighiales; Linaceae
Source: the annotation of a GenBank genome assembly
GUCCAGCGGAAACUUAAUCUGGUUAAGCAGGAUGAGAAUAAGGAAGCCAAAACAUUGAAGAGUUUAGACAGACAGCCAAAAUACCAUCCUUCCGACAGGAAAAGCCCUACUUCAACGCUCAAGGGGAGAGCAGGUGGUGUUGCAAACUCAGAUUUGGCAGAUAAGUUUGGGAGCAUGAACAUGGGACCCCGCAAACAUCAGACGAUGGGCCCGUCUAGCACCAGAGCACCUUCAAUGAAGACCGGAGGGCAGUGGAACGGGGGAAGCAGUGACAUGUUUCUCAGGUUAGCAACAAAACUCCAAUCUGGCAGAAGUAUGACGAGAAAAGUUGUGGGGUAAAAAGUUGAUGAACUCGGCGGCCUUGAAUAAUACAUAGAUGUAUGGUCUUUUCUUCAUUGGAUGGGAUUUUUGUGGCUUACCUUAACUUCCGAAUAGUGUGAAUUGUGUGUGUGUG